CGGGCCUGGCUGUAGAAAGGGAAGGGGCGCGGACCGGGUGAGAAGCCCGGCCUGGGCGUGUGAGUGGCUCUCGGGCGGCGGGGGAGACGUCACGCCACGCGCGUCUGUGGUAGAGAGCCAAGAUCCUGCAUUACUGCCAUCUCCUGGGCACCUGGUCCUCCUUGGAAGUUCACUGUCGCCACUGUUCCCUAGACAACAUGGAUGUGGGUGAAGAUGAAUUAUCUCUGCUGACUUCACUACUGGAAGAGAAUGAGUCAGCCUUGGAUUGUCAUUCAGAAGAGAGCCACCCUUCCAUCCAGGAUGAUGGUAAACCUGAUACAUUUGAUGAGCUCUUCGAUGCUGACGGUGACGGUGAAUCUUACACAGAGGAGGCUGAUGAUGGGGAAGUGGAAAAGACUCAAGACCAAAAGGAAAAUUUGGCUACUCUCUUUGGAGAUAUGGAGGACUUAUCAGAUGAAGAAGUUCCUGCAUUACAAUCAACUAAAAACAGAGCCCGCCCUGCUCCUGCUCCCAAUCAAGGGAAAACUAAUCAAGAGUUACAAGAUGAGUUAAGGAAGUUGCAAGAGCAAAUGAAGUCUUUACAAGAACAGCUAAAAAUGGCGACAAUUAAACAGCCUGCAAGUCCAGCUUGUCCACAUAAAUCUGUAGAGAAGUCUCCACGCCCCCCUCUUAAAGAGAAAAAAGUUCAGAGAAUUCAGGAAUCAACAUGCUUUUCUGCAGAGCUUGAUGUCCCUACUCUACCAAAAACCAAGCGAGUGGCUCGGACACCAAAAGUUUCACCUGCAGAACCCAAAAGCUCACCUUCAAAGAUGGUAUGUGCACCCUCCCAACCUCUCCGAAUGAUGCCUGGAAACAAACCUAAUUGGAUGACUAGAGAUAAGGGUGUGGAGGCCACCAGGAGUUCUGGGGACAUAGCUCAGCCGGUCUCUGUGGAAGCCUUCUCUGGCCUGAGGCUCAGACGGCCUCGAGUGUCCUCCACAGAAAUGAACAAGAAAAUGACAGGUCGAAAACUGAUCAGACUGUCUCAGCUCAAGGAAAAGAUGGCAAGUGAAAAGCUAGAAGAAGUAGACUGGGUAACAUUUGGGGUUAUAUUGAAGAAAGUCACUCCACAGAGCUGUAACAGUGGGAAAACAUUUAGCAUCUGGAGACUAAAUGAUCUUCGUGACCUGACACGGUAUGUGUCAUUGUUCUUGUUUGGAGAAGUUCACAAAGAACUCUGGAAGACUGAACAGGGUACCGUCAUAGGGCUACUCAAUGCUAACCCCAUGAAGCCCAAGGAUGGUUCAGAGGAGGUGUGCUUAUCUAUUGAUCAUCCUCAAAAGAUCUUAAUUAUGGGUGAAGCUCUUGACCUGGGAACCUGUAAAGCAAAGAAGAAGAAUGGAGAACCAUGUACACAGACUGUUAAUUUGAAGGACUGCGAGUACUGUCAGUAUCACAUUCAGGCCCAGUAUAAGAAGCUCAGUGCCAAGCGAGCUGACUUGCAGUCCACCUUCUCCGGAGGACGAAUUCCAAAGAAGUUUGCCAGCAAAGGCAUCAGUCUGAGAGAACGGCUGUGUCAGGAUGGUUUUUACUAUGGAGGGGUUUCUUCAGCAUCAUAUGCAGCCUCAGUUGCAGCAGCUGGUGCUCCUAAAAAGAAGAUUCAAACCACUCUGACUAAUCUGGUCGUGAAGGGCACAGAUUUGAUCAUUCAGGAAACUCAACAAAAACUCGGAAUAGCCCAGAAAAGCUUGUCUUGCUCUGAGGAAUUCAGAGAAUUGAUGGACUUGCCCACAUUUGGAGCCAGAAACUUGAAACAACAUUUAGCCAAAGCCAAAUCAUCAGGGAUCAUGGGAAGCUCAAAACCUGCUUUCCAGUCUAUCUCGGCAUCAGCCCUCCUGAAGCAACAGAAGCAGCUUAUGUUGGAGAUGAGGAAGAGGAAAUCAGAAGAAAUGGAGAAACGAUUUUUACAAAGCUCAAAUGAGGUCUCGAGCCCAGCUGUGCCGUCGUCUUCUCGACAGCCCCCCCCUCGGUCUCCACCAACAGGGGCUGAGUUCCCCAGGCUGGGAGCAACCCCACCCACACCGGUGCCCACGCUGGGGCGAGGCAUCUCAGAAGGAGAUGAUGUUCUCUUUUUCGAUGAGUCACCACCUCCAAAACCAAAACUGAGUGCUUUAGCAGAAGCCAAAAAGUUAGCUGCUAUAACCAAAUUAAGGGCAAAAGGCCAAAUUCUUUCAAAAACAGACCCAAACAGCAUUAAAAAGAAGAAAAACUACCCCGAGGAUGUCCUGGAAGUGAAGGCACGUGUAGAAAAGAAUACCACAUUCUCUCCGCAAGCUGAGGAUGAAUUGGAGCCUGCCAGGAAAAAAAGGAGAGAACAGCUUGCCUACCUGGAAUCUGAAGAAUUUCAGAAAAUUCUAAAAGCAAAAUCGAAGCACACAGGGAUCCUAAAGGAGGCCGAGGCUGAGCUGCAAGAACUCUAUUUUGAGCCACUGGUGAAAAAAGAACAAAUGGAAGAAAAGAUGAGAAACAUCAAAGAAGUGAAAUGUCGAGUGGUGACAUGCAAGACGUGUGCCUAUACCCACUUCAAGCCUUUGGAGACCUGCAUCAGCGAGCAACAUGACUACCAUUGGCACGACGGCAUAAAAAGGUUUUUCAAGUGUCCCUGUGGAAACAGAUGCAUCUCCCUUGACAGGCUUCCCAAAAAGCAUUGCAGUAACUGUGGCCUCUUCAAAUGGGAGCGGGACAGAAUGCUAAAGGAAAAGACAGGUCCAAAAAUAGGAGGAGAAACUCUGUUACCAAGAGGAGAAGAACAUGCCAAAUUCCUGAAUAGCCUUAAAUAGCCCUGACUUCUGACAGAUACCCACCACCUACAUUGCUUCUUUUGGUUCUGGGAAAGCAAGGAUUGGUUCUAUGUGGCCCAGGUUCCUGAUUGACACAGUCAAAACAAGUGCUGGUUAAGCCUACAAGCUUUGCCUACAUACUCCCCUUCAUUGUGUUGAUUAAACACCAAAUUUAACAUCAACCUAUAAGUGGAAAGUCAAGAUAUCUUUAUCUUCUGUGUUCUUAGUACCGAUGGCCACAUUCAUACAAAUUUUUGCCCCAAAACUGUAAGGUAAAUUGAGAUUCUGUGUUUCUUUAUCUCUUGGGUUAUAGAGUGUGCAGUAUCACUUCUUUAUCGCAAUAAAGUUCUGGUUUUUAUAUGGACACAGAGGCAAAAGAAUUAACUUAGCUUACCCCAGACAAGUCGCUUAAAUUCUGGGCUUCAGUUUCCGUACCUGUAAAAGGAGGAAAAUUGGACUGACUGAUCUUGAAAUGUGUCUUUUAGCACUCAUAUUCUAUAAAUAUAUAACUUUUUUUCAUCUAGAUAAUUAUGAUCAUUGCCCUUGAUUUAGCGAUAUAGUUUUGAUAUACUGAUAUUAUAAGCCAGGUUCCUUCUUUCUGUUACAUUACCUCUGUUUUGGUUUUUUCGUUGGUUUGUUUUUAAUUGAUUAAGUCACCGAACCACUGGCAUUUCAAGUCCUGUUUGUAUGGCUCUCUGCCCAUACCAUAUUGUGGAGCUUUGAAUGCAAAUACCUAAAAAUCUCAUUUAAAAAUACCAUUUAAAGAAGCUGAAACCUUUAACCAAAAUGAACGCAACAUUUGAGAAGCUAUGAAGCAUGACUGAAAAAGAGAAGCAUCCCAUAAAUGGAGUUUGGGAUUUGCACAUGUACUUUAUUAUAUACAUCAAGAAUUAUAGCUCAAGCUCUGGCAAAUUAUCAUCAGAAAAUCCCAUUUGGGGGAGUCCUCUGCCUGUGCAACCUGGCUUUCCAAAUACCAUUUGACCCAAAUGAAUGCUAAUAUCACUUAAAGAUCAGGUAAAUUGGUAGGAUUAUUGUCUUGGGAUUUGAGCUCUCGCUCGAAGUAGAUUAGACUUCCCCAAGAUGGUGUUAUGGUAGGAACAUUACAAUUACGGGAGGUGAUUGUGGAAGAUGGUUGAUUUAGGUAUAUAAGAGUCAAAUAAAAUUCAUCAAACUGUGUGGGUAAAAGGUGCUAUGUCUGCCUUUGUGCUUCCCCCUAAGGUCAUACUCUAAUAACUAUAUUUUUAGGAGUAUUUCAUUUCCAGAAGGUAAUGGGUUUUCAGUUUUAACUAACAAUAAAGUGCUUAAUUCUUAAUUAGAACUAAAACCACUUGAAACUGGUAUUUUUAAUGGCUUGCUUAGAGAUGAUUUGUCCCAUAAACUUAGAACAGAGCUAUGUACUUGAAAUGGUCACAACUGAGCAGCUGCCUAGAACUUGAACUCCAGGUUGCUUGUUGAGAAAUUCCCUUCCUAUGUGAGAACAUGUUCUUAUUUGAAACGAGGGCAUCCAAGUCCAUAUUCACUUGAAUCUUGUAUGUGAGUAGUGUGAUAUUCUUAUAAAGAUUGAUGGUGAGCUGAAUCUGACGGCUUCCUUUUUUAAAGUUUGAUUUUAAUUUUUUUUUAUUUUAAAUUUUAAAAUAUAAAUAUGACUGAAAAAUAUAAUAAUGACGCCCUAGCCAGUUUGGCUCAGUGGAUAGAGCAUCAGCCUGCGGACUGAAGGGUCCCGGGUUCAAUUCUGGUGAAGGGCACAUGCCCGGUUGAGGGCUCAAUCCCCAGUAGGGGGCGUGCAGGAGGCAGCCUAUUAAUGAUUCUCAUCAUUGAUGUUUCUAUUUCUCUCCUCCUCUGAUUGAAUGACUGCUCAGUUACACUAGAUCUUGGGGAGUUUUCAUUUGAGGUGGUGUGUGUGUGCAUGCGCCUGCUUAAAAUAUUCAGGGACUUGAAGGGGUACGUGGGCUGCCAGGGCGACUUGUUUGGAUUGAAAAUAGGAUUAAUCAGUGAGAUCAAUCUUUUAAUCCUACCCUCUUUAUCAACAUGUAAUAAAUGCUUUCAUAUAAAACCAAA
This is a messenger RNA of Myotis lucifugus (little brown bat), 4877 nucleotides long. RefSeq names its product minichromosome maintenance 10 replication initiation factor (gene MCM10). The record is from RefSeq and is a predicted model, not a curated record. The coding region runs from base 198 to 2819 and encodes 873 amino acids. Gene Ontology annotation, molecular function: DNA replication origin binding; single-stranded DNA binding. Gene Ontology annotation, biological process: DNA replication; DNA replication initiation. Gene Ontology annotation, cellular component: replication fork protection complex; nucleus. The transcript has 20 exons. Lineage: Eukaryota; Metazoa; Chordata; Mammalia; Chiroptera; Vespertilionidae.